Molecule: messenger RNA, 1089 nt
Organism: Zophobas morio
Lineage: Eukaryota; Metazoa; Arthropoda; Insecta; Coleoptera; Tenebrionidae
Exons: 2
Coding region: 1-1089 (362 amino acids)
Biological process (GO): male courtship behavior; sensory perception of taste; chemosensory behavior
Cellular component (GO): membrane; dendrite; neuronal cell body
Source: RefSeq, a predicted model, not a curated record
AUGACAUUCAAGCUCUUAAAACUAUUAUUUACAAUCGGCAAAUUUUUGGCCAUAACUCCACCCUCUCUAGACCACGAAAACCACAACAUCUGGAGCAAAGCAUGGGCAGCUUUCCUCAUUUUCGUGCUAAUCUCCUCCCUAGUCUUCUGGUUCAUCCACAGAAACCUCCUCUACGCCAGUUUCAUUCACAUAAAACUAGCAAUGCGCAUUCUAAGACACACCACCAAGUGCUUCUUCUGCUGCUACAUCAUCAUCAGCGCCAACUUCACCAAGCGAAAGCUCUGGGUCAAGCUAAUCAAGAAACUAGAAAUGGUUUCAGAAAUUUCCAACUAUAGCCGCUACAAAGCUAUAACCCAGAAAUGCUACUUCUUCGCAGCAAAUUGCGUCUUCUGGAGCGUCAUGAUCUUUGCCAGUUACAUAUUCAACGACUUCUACAAGAUAAGCUAUUUCGAGAUUGCAGUUAGUCUGUUUUUGGAGUGGUAUGACUUGUUUCUCUACAGUUAUCUUAUCAAUGUCAUCCUCAAGAUGCUGCUAGCAAGAUACAAGUACUUGAACGAUCUUUUCAAGUCAACAUUUUCGAAAAACAGCGACGUGAUUAUCUGCAACGAUGGUUUUUUGAAGAGGGCUGAGUUUAUUUUGUUCACUUUGAAGGAUGCCGUUGAUAUUUUCAACGAAGUUUUUGGGUGGCCGCUGCUUUUUAUCAUUUUUUAUUGGAGUUUGCUGGUUCUGGAUUACACUGAUGAUUAUUUUAAAGAUGUGGGAAGUUAUAGCAGAAUUAAAUUGAAUGCUAUGAGUAUUGGGUUGUUGGUGGUUAAUUUGCCUGGAAUGGUGGUACAUAUUUUGCUGUGUCAGUCUAUUAUUAACGAAAUGAAGAAAAUUGUCAAGCAAGCGUAUAAAUUGAGGCGGCUUUCGCCGGUGCAUAAAGUGCAAGAAGUUAACGAGUUUAUUGCGUAUAGUUUGUUGAAUAAUUUUCCGGAGUUUUCAGCAGCGGGGUUUUUGACGAUUCGGAGAUCAACUAUUUUCAGUAUUUUGGGAACUGUGACCACUUUUCUUAUUAUUAUGGUGCAAUUUAACACUUGUGGAGAGUAA